CGAUGGGGCCCUGAGCGCCGCGGUGGGGCCUGGGGCUCCCUCGCCGCCUCCGGGCGGGGUGCGCGGGCGAACUGGCACCGGUCUCCUCCGGGGAGGCCCGCCCCAGGGAGCCAGGCCGCAGCCUCCGCCUCCCCCGGCCGCCCCCAGGCGUGCGCCUCCGGCCCCCGGGCCUCCCAGCCGGCGGGCGUGGGGCCGAGCCGCCGGCAGAGCGCCGCCGCCCCGCGGGGAGCCCCGGGUCGCGGUGCGGCGGACAGGGUCGUGCCUGCCCCUCGGCCCUGGGAGAGGCGCGGCCCGAGCCGCCGUGCGCCGCUCUAAUCCCGCGCCUCCGUAGGAGGCCUCUGUCUCGCCUAACCGUCACGCAGCCUGCUGAGCUGCCUUUGGAGACAUCUACAGUGCAAAAAUGAUCAUCCCGGUCAGAUGUUUCACGUGCGGCAAAAUAGUUGGAAACAAGUGGGAAGCCUAUCUUGGCCUUCUGCAAGCAGAAUACACGGAAGGAGAUGCCCUGGAUGCCCUUGGCUUGAAGAGAUACUGCUGCCGCAGAAUGCUCCUAGCCCACGUGGAUCUGAUUGAGAAGCUUUUGAAUUAUGCACCCCUGGAGAAAUGAAAUGGAAAAAGUACCCUGCUGCAAGCCAUGUGGAACAUAUCUCUAAUUCUUAACUUGAAACUGGACUUGAGGCAGUAAAGGAUGAAAGCCGCAUGUAGUGCAGCCAUUGAGAGAUGUUUACCUUCUGCAGAAAAUACCACCCCGAGCCACUAACCUCUUUCAAGGAAACAAAGGAAAGAUGAAGUCCCCGUAACCAAUAUUUGGAGAUGAAAUUAAAAGUUUGGAUGCCUCUUUUUAAAUCUGUGUGUGGAGUUAUUUUCUGAACUUUUUAGAUGCUUCUGCCAGCAAAAAUAAAUGUUCGUAUAGAAAAAUUAUUACAUUUCAUAAAAAUAUUGAAAUAAAGGUAGUCUUCCUACA
Molecule: messenger RNA, 961 nt
Organism: Phalacrocorax carbo (great cormorant)
Lineage: Eukaryota; Metazoa; Chordata; Aves; Suliformes; Phalacrocoracidae
Source: RefSeq, a predicted model, not a curated record